GAAAUAGCUCAUGGAGCUAUGUAUUUGGAGAUGUGCUAUGUAGUUUUGCAGUUUAAGUGAUAUGUUUCAGAGAAGAUAAAAAAUAAAUAUUCAACAACAAAAAAAAUAUUUGAGUUAAACUAAAAUAACACAUCUCUUGUUUUCUCUUCGCAGCUGGAGAAUCAUUUCAGCCCCAACUGUUCAUUCUGGAACUACUCUGAGCGUUCGAUGACGGGCCAGUGGUCAUCUCAGGGCUGCCGGCUGAUCGAAACCAACAGCACACACACAACCUGCUCUUGUAGCCAUCUAACCAACUUUGCAGUGCUGAUGGUGCACCACGAGCCAGACUAUCCAGGCAGGAUGCACGAGUUGAUCCUUUUUGUAAUCACAUGGGUUGGGAUCGUCAUCUCGCUGGUGUGUCUUGCAAUCUGCAUAUCCACCUUCUGCUUCUUGCGGGGCCUCCAGACUGACCGGAACACGAUCCACAAGAACCUUUGCAUCAACCUAUUCAUCGCCGAGCUCCUUUUCCUCAUCGGCAUCGACAAGACGCAGUACCACAUUGCAUGCCCCAUUUUUGCGGGCCUUCUGCAUUUCUUCUUCCUGGCUGCGUUCUCCUGGAUGUGUCUGGAGGGGAUCCAGCUGUACCUGAUGCUGGUGGAAGUCUUCGAGAGCGAAUACUCCCGAAAGAAAUACUACUACCUUUGCGGCUACUGCUUUCCAGCCCUGGUGGUGGGCAUCUCAGCAGCCAUCGACUACCGCAGCUAUGGGACCAAGAAAGCGUGCUGGUUGAGGGUGGAUAACUACUUCAUCUGGAGUUUUAUCGGCCCUGUGUCCUUCAUUAUCAUGUUAAACCUGGUGUUUCUCAUGAUAACUCUUCACAAGAUGAUCCGUAACUCAUCAGCUCUUAAACCUGACUCCAGCCGCCUGGACAACAUCAAGUCCUGGGCUUUGGGAGCCAUCGCUCUGCUCUUUCUCCUAGGAUUGACCUGGGCUUUUGGCCUGCUCUUCAUCAAUGAGAACACAGUCAUCAUGGCGUACCUUUUCACCACCUUCAAUGCCUUCCAGGGCAUGUUCAUCUUCAUCUUCCACUGCGCUCUGCAGAAAAAGGUGCAUAAGGAGUACAGCAAGUGCCUGCGUCAUUCAUACUGCUGCAGUCGCACCUCCACGACCAGCUCUCACGGCUCUCUGAAGAACUCUGCCCUGCGCACAAACAACCGAUACUACACCGGCAGUCAGACACGCCAUGCAGCAGUGCACAGACAGAGCCGUAUCCGGCGCAUGUGGAACGACACGGUGAGAAAGCAGACGGAGUCAUCCUUCAUGGCCGGAGACAUCAACAGCACCCCUACCCUCAACCGUGGUACAAUGGGCAAUCAUCUUCUGACCAACCCUGUUCUUCAAACCCGUACAGGAAGCUCUCCUUAUAACACACUGCUGGCUGAGACCUUCACACCACCAUCACCUGGAGUCUUCAACUCUACUGGAACUUUCCGUGACCCAAAGAGCACACUGUCAAAGAACCGAGAUCACGGAGGCAUGGAGACACUACCUCUGAACGGGAAUUUCAACAACAGUUACUCUCUACGCAGCGUCGGGGGUUCAGGUGCCCCAGGGGGCAGCUGUGACUUCUUGGGAGGUGGAGGUGGAGAUAGCCCCCCUCCUCUACUCAACCCCCGUGGCUCAGAAACUCUUGGCGGCAUACGGAGAAACCUCUCAGAUGCUGCGGCAUUCGAGAAGAUGAUCAUAUCCGAACUCGUGCACAAUAAUCUAAGAGGCGGUGGAGGGGUUGGGGGCGGUGACAGAACAUGUGGCAGCCUGGCCAGAGGACAUGGCCACUUGGGCAUGGGGAGAGCCGGAGGUGGGGUCGAGCCGGUGAUUGGCAUGGAGGAUGACGAAGACUUUCGCUCAAGGGAAGCACGUCAGCGCACACCACAGGAUGUGGAACUGCUUUACAAAGCUCUGGAAGAGCCCCUUCUUCUUCAGCGUGCCCAGUCUGUGCUCUACCAGAGUGACCCGGAUGAGUCUGAAAGCUACACAGCUGACCUGACUGAGAGUUUGGGUCAUAGCGGUCACAGUGCCCAAAGUGCAGCAGGGCAGGGGCACAGUGGACCUCCUGAUUCACCUGCAAGGGAUUCCCUCUAUACCAGCAUCACCAAUCUGCGAGACUCACCUUACCCCGACAGCAGUCCAGAACCUCUGGAAGUGGUUCCGCGCUCUGCCCAGCCUCCAGAGGAGCUAUACUACAGCUCAGGUCGGCCCGCCAUUGGCUCCCGCGGGGCCCCCAUGCAGACCUUCUACCAGGCUCCACCUAGGAGACCGAGCACUGAAGCUCACCCGGCCCCUGAGGCUCCCCAUAGUGAGGGAGAUGGACAGAUGCAGUUGGUCACAAGCCUGUGACCACAUGGAAGAGGUUGAGGAGGAAGAGCGCCACAGGGUUUAAUGCAAAGUGCCGAUGAUAGACUCCUCUUCUGUCUCUGACGCCCUCCUUAAGUCUGGUUGCCUUUUUGCUCUUUCAUUUGUUUUGAACUAAGAGGUAAGGAAAGCCUAAACAGGGAGAGCGACAGAGAGGUUUGUCUCCAUGGCAGCAGGCUCUCUGAAGUGCUGUGUAACCACUCUGCUCUCUCAUCAGCAUCAUUUUCUCCUCCCUCCUCAGACACACACACACACAUACAGAAAUAGCAAGACCAGCAAGACUCUGCCUUCAGCUCUCUUUGCUCCAAGAAUACCACCAAGCAUCUCACCGGACUUCUAUUUCUGUGUUUUAUUUUAUGCCAUGUCUUUAAAAAUGUUUUGCAUAACUCCUUACCUUCUUUUUCCCUUUUUCUGUUUUUCUUCAUCAUUAUUUGAUGAGAGCUGUUACGUGAGGAAAUGGGGGUAUGCCAUUAUACUGCAAGUGACAAAAAAUCCUCCUGAAAGCUCUUCGUGUUGCCAAAAAUAACUGUUUUUGAGCCAGGACACAAACUGGAAUCUACACAUACACACACACGCACACUCACAGAAGUGCUUGUUAUUGAACAUCAAGAGUGUGAACAUAUGCUCAUGAAAAAGGAAAACAAGGACUAUUGUUCAGACACAGGUAGCAGGAAGCUGCCUUAGUGGAGUUGCCUUUAUUUCUUUCUCUGAACUGACUCUUCUGUACAGAACAACCACAGAGACUGGGAACUGGGAAGGGCGGGGGGACGUUAGGACACAACCCAUAGUCAGCUGAGCGGUUUGAAGCCUUUCAGCUCUUGUGAAUGAAACUCUGUAGGGCUCAGAUCCACAGAUGGGGGCAGAUUAAGGAUUGAACCUGCUCUCCGAAUCACUGAUGGAUGUUGUAGGUGAACGUGCUGUAUCACCUGUGUUAUUGUGGCUAGAAGAAUUUUUUUGCUACCGCUCCCGCCAUUCUUCAAGUCUGACCUCUGUACAUACAAAACCACACGAAAGCGAAAGCAAGUCUUAUUCUACUCGUCUUGUACAUAGAUGAACAAAAGCAACAAAAAAGUAUCAAAUACUAUAAAAAACAGUUCCUUUACUGCAUCAGAAAUUCAAAAGAGUCGAAAAUAAACAUGUUUUGAAGUUUGUGACAUGAACGCCACUCCAGUCUCUCCCUCUCUCCUCUUUCGCUCUCUUCGGCCCUCGUUCGGUCCUGCCCUGAAGCACAGUGGUGCCAGGAAAUCUAAUUGUCUGCCAAGAGACAGCAAGACGGAGAGACAGAAAGAGAAUGAUUUUACAUACAAACUAGAUAAAUCCUGGCACAAUUUUUAUGUAAUAUAACCCAUUACAUUGUUGGUAAUGUUUGACCUUCAACAUUCCCAGACAGGAAGUGCUUGACAUGAAUGAAAGGGGAAUACACUGUGCCUCGCGGGUGCACUGGUGCAUUGUGGGUUGAUUGACAGCAGCCAUAAUGUAGUGUUGGUUAUAUUUUAUCUGAAAGAUAUAAUAGAUAUCAGAUGACUAGAUGAAUAGAAUAUAAGAUAUUUAGGUGAAAAAAAAAUAGGGGCGGGGGGCACAUUUGGUGAAGUUUCAGUCGCAAACUCUAGAUUGUAUUUGACUGUUUUUGCAUACCAAUAUCAGCUGUUGUUUCUGAAUCUGGUGUGACAGUUGAUUUACUAUUUGUAUGUGUAUGUCUGAACAUGAUUGUUUGGAUGCCUGAGAACCAGAGUGUGUAUGUGUGUGCGCUCGUGCGUCUGUAUUUCAGAGGCUAUUUUUACUGGGUUAGAUGGACCCGCAUUAGAAAAACAGGAAGCAGAGUAAAUCUAUAUCUAUAUAAGAGCUCGGUAUAAGCUUCCAUCUGAAAAAAACUUUGUUAAAGGUAUUUUAAAUGUUAAUUUGCCAGUCAGGUACAAUGGAAAACAAAACCACAACAACAACAACAACAACAAACCAGAAUUAGCAUUCACUGAGUGAUAGGAACAUCUGACCAAUGAGACACAAUCUCUUUGGUUUAGAAUCCCCAUAUGCAAAGCAGCUACAUGGCCUAUUGAAUAAAAAAGAGGUAUUCACGAGUGUUCCGCCCCUCCGAAGUCUGCUCAAUCUCAUGUCUGAUGUUUUAUUUAUUAAUAUUUAUUUGUCUGUUUUGAUUAUUUAUGCACUUAUUCAUUUAUUCAGUGUGGUUAUUAUUCUGUGUACAGAGUAUAUGUGAGGGUGACGGGUUUGCGCUAUAUUUUGAAGAGCAUACUACUCUUACUAAAGCUGCAGUAUAUGCUAUGUAUUCCGAAUCAUAUCAUGUCCAUUUUGUUCCACAGUUUCCAAGCACAUUUGCCAUCAUGAGUGCUAAAUGAUGGAGUAUGAAUUCAGAAAGAUUCAGGCUGUUUCUCAAUAUGCGUUCUUCAGCGUAUUUACGUCUUGGCGUUCUUGUGUAAUGUAAUCAUAAACUGCCAAAGUUCAGUUACAAAACUUAAGACCGUAUGAACAGAGGAGGCGUGAAAGUUCCUGCGUUUUUGAUAUUAAGGACGCAUCGACGCAGACUUGAGCGCAAAACCUGCUCGAGAAGUCCUAGAAAUCAUUGCGGCCGAAUACAGAAGGUGAGAAGCGCAGAAUUUAAUCUAGAUUUAAUAAUAAAGUUCAGAGAUAUAACGUAUUUAUCAGGAGUUUCCGUAAAUGAGGAGGUAAAGGAAACAUUACCUUGAAAAUCUUUAUAAAGGCAUAAACAGAUUAAGGGUGUUUAUUUGCCGAAAUUUUUAUUAAAUUUAGUUUCAUUUUGUAUUGUGUAAUGUAUGUUUGUAAGGUCUUUAUGCAUAGUAUAUGUUGUGAAAAGGGGACAAACAAUAAAUCGUACAAAUGCUGUACAUGGUCAUGUGAAGGUCAUGUGACCAUCACGAACAACCAGAGAAGAAUGCAGCAUUUCAUUUCUUACAGGACACUUUCUCUGUUCUUGCGGUCUUCCAAGUUCGUUCUUUUGAGGUAACUUGGCAAGACCACAAGAACGCAAAUACGUUCUCAUCAUUUUUGAAAUUGAGAAACAGCCAGACAGUUGCACUCUUUUCUUGGUAGAGGAGAUUUAACCAGUGGACUGCAAAUAUUAUUGUAACCCACAAUGCAAUGUCUUGACCUUUUGUUUCCCAGUAUGAUAAAUGGGAUCAAAAUAAUAUAUGGAUAUUUUGUCAAUCCAUGAUUGGACUUUAGGACAAUUAAACAAAUUUAAUUAGCCAAAUACUGUAUUCUGUUUAAUUUCCAGUAUGAAUAGAUUGGUACAAUGUGAUGAGGCCAUGUGACCACAGUGUACAUAUUGUUUUACUUCCACACAUCUGUGUGUGAAACAGUACACAAAUGUUUAGAAAACACUAUAUAGACCCUGAUCACAGGACAUAUUUUAAAACAAAGUGUAUACUGCGUAGUAAGCUUUAGUAUGCAUUCCAAACAUAGCCAUACAAAGAAAGAGUGAGAGCAAAGGUGAGAAUAUGUUAUUAGAAAGAGGUCAAGGUGGACACUGUGCAUCUCAAAUCAAUGCCCAUCUCUUUCUUUAUCCCUCACUCAUGUAAGUCUUCUAAGGGGACGUGUGUGCAAUCCAUUGCAUGGAAACUUGUACUGAUUGACACAGGGUCAGUAUGUUUGCCGGUGUGCUGGCCAGCAAGUUGUUAGUACACCCAGUCUUAUAUUUAGCCCUAGGCUUGUCUGAUCAGCUUUUCUUUAAAGCAAUGACCUGAACAGUCUUUUUUUAGUUCUUUUGUGCAAAAUGUUCUAUGUUGAUGAUGAGUAGGACCAGCUUUAACUGGUCAGCAGGUUUGACCGUUUGAAUGUAUUGUCAUACACCAUUGUGAACUAGCUCUUAGAGCUUAGGAUGCCCUCUAAGGAGAUCUGCUCCUGACUCAUGGCCCUCUGCCCAUCUGGCACAACACUGCUGCUGUUUUACCCUCUUACUCUGCUGUACUGGCCCAUGGGAGAAGCUGUUUACUUUUCCCCCUUCAUCCCCGGAGACGUCCAAUGUGCGUCAUGUUUUGUGCAUCUCUCUGUUUUCUGCCCUUGCUGGAUUUUUGCUUUCCAUCGACCCCUCUUUCACAUUCCCCUGCCUACACAGUUCUCUCCCUGUUCCUCCUUAGCUCACCGAAUUGUUUUUACACGUCUUUUCUAGCUGAGCACUAAUGUGGGAAGAUUUGUUAUGUUAGUCAAAGGCUUUGUUUACAUGGGGACUGAAGGGAUAAUAUAGUACAGUGUUGAAUAUGGUGAUAAUGACAGUGAUUAUGCGCUGUAGUAAACUGCUAGACUAAAGCCCGCUCCGAGGGACUGCUACCACCUCCAAAAAUCCCCAUACAACCCCUGAUUAUCAUAAUAAUACUAAGAGCUAUAAUCUAGCGGAGUCAACCCACCAUGCUCCCGCUCUCUGGGUUUCUCCCUUUGUCUUCCCCCACCCCUCUCGCUCUUUGAGUGCACUUAUGUUCGCUGUUCUUUAGAUAUGAAAGGAGUCACCCUGAUCCGCUCUCCACAUCGGCCUUGGUUUCAUGUCUUCACAUUCACAUAGUGGUAAAGACUGCAUGCGUAGAUACCAGAUGAGUAGGCCCAGAUGGAAUCUGCUGCUUUUUCAGAAUUUUUAAAUGAGGAAUGUUUAAAAUUGAUCAAAUGUGUUAAAUUGGGCUCAAAAGUGCUACUCUCUUAUGGGUGACUGAAAGCAUAAUGAAGUUUGUCCAUGAAAAGAAUCCUUAUAUUUGCUUGAUGAAUGCAGUUUCCUUCCUAUUUUGAACUUUUUUUUUUUUUUUAAUUUUGAGACAGGAAGGUGGAGCAAAAUAUACUUUAUCUAAGGCUGUAUUUACGCUGCAAUGAUUCAUGCUCUAUUAUAAUUUGCUAACUAUAUCCAUAUCCAUAAAUGUAACUUUUCAAAAAUGUUGCAAAUUUGAUAUAGGUAUUCUGACCUGGAUAGGCUUAUGCUUUGUUUCCACUGAUUCGGUACAGAUUUAUUUAUUUGUUGCCACUGUAAAUAAAAAAGGACCAAAAUACAACCCCUUAUGUGGAGGGCAAGUUGGCCCUCUGGGGCACAGACUGCAAGUCUAGGGAGAGAGGUUGGCCCCUGGGUAGCUUUUGUAAGGGUACCUGGCUUAAAAGUAAGGUACCAAUAGUCUGGAGCUAGAGCUACCCCACAAACUAUUGAAAAUACAGCAAGGAAAGUACCAUUUUUAAAUA
This is a messenger RNA of Danio rerio (zebrafish), 7575 nucleotides long. Lineage: Eukaryota; Metazoa; Chordata; Actinopteri; Cypriniformes; Danionidae. The record is from RefSeq and is a predicted model, not a curated record.